Molecule: messenger RNA, 723 nt
Organism: Diaporthe citri
Lineage: Eukaryota; Fungi; Ascomycota; Sordariomycetes; Diaporthales; Diaporthaceae
Exons: 1
Coding region: 1-723 (240 amino acids)
Source: RefSeq, a predicted model, not a curated record
AUGGGUCAGUGCCACAGUUCACAUAGGGCCAAGGCAACGACCGAGUUUGAUCCAGCUUCAAGCGAUAUCUCAGAAGCGGCGAGGCAGGAGAAGAUCCGUGAUGUGUACGACCGACUCGAGACCAAUGGCAUAAGAAUACUUCAAACUGGAAAGACCGAAUCCGUUCUACAGUACUGGUCAGAUACUCAAAUACGAAGCGACCCGGACCGAGUCCGCUCCGCUAUUCAGGCUGCGCUGGAAACGGAUGAAGGCGAGCACGCCUUGAGAGAUAUCUGGACGUCGGGCGCCGGCCAAAGCAUGUCGGCGGCGCGCCAGGCAAUUCUUCUCGAGCUGGAACAUCGUCACCCGUACCUACAUCAUGACAAGCCGGUGGCCGCCGCCGUGAGCCCUUCUUUGGAUGGGUUUGAGUACCGCUUCUCCAUGAAGGACUACAAAGACAACGAUGCGCUCGUCGCCUAUAUUGUUGAUCGAAGGAGAAACCCCCUUCGAUCGAGCUAUUCCGCGAUGCUUGUCGACAUGGUUGUUGCGGAAAUGAGGCCCGUGACACCACCAGCAGUGUCGGGGCCCGCAAUGACGGGCAUCACUGCCGCAAACGACAUCCUUGCAGCUAAUGGGCCAUAUGUGGUGGCGGUCGUGGCGGCUUACGAUGAAGCCGUGAAGACAACCGACGGCAAGACGGAAACGCAGCUUGGUCUUGCUGCGGACCAUGUCUCGUAUCGGUAG